Molecule: messenger RNA, 3387 nt
Organism: Drosophila melanogaster (fruit fly)
Lineage: Eukaryota; Metazoa; Arthropoda; Insecta; Diptera; Drosophilidae
Gene: Fim
Product: fimbrin
Exons: 5
Coding region: 496-2418 (640 amino acids)
Biological process (GO): actin filament bundle assembly
Cellular component (GO): cytoplasm
Molecular function (GO): actin filament binding; calcium ion binding
Source: RefSeq, marked reviewed
AUUUAGUUUUCUGUUUGUUGUUAAACAUCUAACAAAAGCGCUUCGCACGCACAGCAAACCGGUCGAUUCCGAAUUCAGACGUGCUAAAUAACGUUUGAAAACAAAAUUUGCUCGGUUGACGUUGUAAAUAACAACACGGAGGCUUUAAAUCUGGCUUCAUCUUUUUUUUUUUGGUAAAAACCAGCAACAAACAAAACCAGCAACGAGUGUGUAUGGGUGAAAAGUUAAGAAAAAAGUAAAAGAAGUUUAAGAAUAUUAGCACAGAAACGCACAAAUACAUAGAUACGUAUAGGAAAAGGAGCGCGCGGUAAAACAAAAAAGAAGAGGAGCAAAAAGAAGAAAAUCGCCGACUGCGAAAACGGCGACAAAGUGAAAUUGAUUAUAAACGGAUAAUUUAUUUAAAAUAAUUACCAAUCAGCGGCGUCAGUUAUAAAUAAUUAAGAAAGUCAAGAAGAAAAGCAGCAGCAGCACACCACACACACAUCGGCAGCGAAAAUGGCAACACUUAACAAAUUCACAAAAACGCUGUCCAUUGAUGAAAAGGCGGAGAUCAAGGAGAAAUUCAUAGAGUUGGAUGCCAACAAAGAUGGCUUCAUCGAUCUGCACGAGCUAAAGGAUGCCCUCAACCAGGUGGGCUUCAAGCUGGCCGGCUACCAGGUGCGCGAAAUGAUUGACGAGUACAAGGGCAAACAGCUGACUGCCUUCCAGGGCAAAUUGAAUCUGGAGGAGUUCGAGGCACUGUGCCUGGACCUGAAGAGCAAGGAUGUGGCCAGCACAUUCAAGACGGUCGUCUCCAAGAAGGAGAACUUGGAGACCCUGGGCGGCAUGUCGAGCAUUUCGUCGGAGGGCACCACCCAUUCGGUGCGCCUCGAGGAGCAGCUGGCCUUCUCCGACUGGAUUAACUCGAAUCUGGGCCACGACAAGGAUCUGCAACAUCUGCUGCCCAUCGAUAGCGAGGGCAAGCGCUUGUAUCUGAGCAUCAAGGAUGGUAUUCUGCUGUGCAAAAUUAUCAACCACUCCUGCCCGGACACAAUCGAUGAGCGUGCGAUCAACAAGAAGAACCUCACCGUCUACCGGGAGUUUGAGAACUUGACCCUGGCCUUGGUUUCCUCCCAGGCGAUUGGAUGCAACAUCGUAAACAUCGAUGCCCACGAUCUGGCCAAGGGCAAGCCACAUCUGGUGCUGGGUCUUCUCUGGCAGAUCAUCCGCAUCGGUCUGUUUAGCCACAUCACCCUGGACAGCUGUCCGGGAUUGGCUGGCCUACUCUUCGACAACGAACGUCUCGAGGAUCUGAUGAAGAUGUCGCCGGAGGCCAUCCUUUUGCGUUGGGUCAACCAUCAUUUGGAGCGAGCCGGCAUCUCGAGGCGGUGCACCAACUUCCAGUCGGACAUCGUCGAUUCUGAGAUCUAUUCGCAUUUGCUGAAGCAAAUUGCCGGCAAUGAUGCUGAUGUCAAUCUGGAUGCCCUGCGGGAAUCCGAUCUGCAGUCGCGCGCGGAGAUCAUGUUGCAGCAGGCCGCCAAGCUCAACUGCCGCAGCUUCCUCACGCCACAGGAUGUCGUCAACGGAGUCUACAAACUCAAUCUAGCCUUCGUGGCUAAUCUGUUCAACAACCAUCCAGGAUUGGACAAGCCCGAGCAGAUCGAGGGACUCGAGUCCAUUGAGGAGACGCGCGAAGAGAAGACCUACCGCAAUUGGAUGAACUCAAUGGGCGUGGCACCGCACGUGAACUGGCUUUACUCCGAUUUGGCCGAUGGUCUGGUCAUUUUCCAGCUGUUCGACGUCAUCAAGCCGGGUAUUGUCAACUGGAGCCGUGUGCACAAGCGUUUCAGCCCGCUGCGCAAGUUCAUGGAAAAGCUGGAGAACUGCAACUAUGCGGUGGAUCUGGGCAAGCAGCUCAAAUUCUCGCUGGUCGGAAUCGCAGGCCAGGAUCUAAACGAUGGCAAUGCCACGCUGACGUUGGCUCUCAUCUGGCAGCUUAUGCGUGCCUACACCCUGUCCAUUCUGUCCCGCUUGGCCAACACUGGCAACCCCAUUAUCGAGAAGGAGAUCGUCCAGUGGGUGAAUAACCGACUGUCGGAGGCAGGCAAACAGUCGCAGCUGCGUAACUUCAACGAUCCGGCCAUCGCCGAUGGCAAGAUCGUGAUCGAUCUGAUCGAUGCCAUCAAGGAGGGCAGCAUUAACUACGAGUUGGUGCGCACUAGCGGAACACAGGAGGAUAACCUGGCCAAUGCCAAGUAUGCCAUCUCCAUGGCCCGCAAGAUCGGCGCCCGUGUCUACGCCCUGCCCGAGGACAUCACCGAGGUGAAGCCGAAAAUGGUGAUGACCGUUUUCGCCUGCAUGAUGGCCCUCGACUACGUGCCCAACAUGGACAGUGUGGACCAGAACAACCACAACAGCUCCGCCAACAACAGCAAUUAGGCGCCAUAGCCACAACUCAUUUAUACAUAAACAAAAGGAUGGGAUUUUGAAAGGGAAGAACAGAGUGGGAACUACGUAAAUUUGUCGUAUUCGCUAAUUACUAAUAACUCUAUUCGAUUGCGUUCCUUCCUGCGCUACCAAUACAUUUUUGUGUUUUUUUUUUAUUUCAAUUACUUUUUGUAAUUUUUUUAUUAUAUAUUUAUAUAUUAUAUAAUUGAGUAUGAGUUUCCCCCUAUUGUAAUUAAGCAAACAGAUUUUAGAGUGUCGCACAUCUGUUUUCGAGCCCGGCGGGGUGUUUCUUAAUUAGUUUUGUUUAACAAUUGAUUAAUUAUACAACUGUAACCUUAUUUUAUAAAUAAAGGUUUAGCUUGUUCCGCUUAAAAUCCUUAAAAGAAAAGAAUGGUGAAACAAAAGAAAGAAAAAAAAAGCGACUUGUGCAGGAUUAAGAAAGAAUUAUAAUAUUAACAUUGCGACGAAAACAAUUAACUCUGUAAUAUAUAUACAUAUAUAUUUAUAUACGAUUACGAUAUGCGUCUAUAUACAUAACAUAUAAAUUUACAUAAAUCGAUAUAUUUUUCCAUAAACGCGUUGCCUAAAGAAAGAUAACGAACGAAGAUCAGGAAUGGGGAAUAUUCAGAAACAAAAGAAGUCGAGAAAAACAGAGAAACUAAUUUUAUAUUUACUAUAAAUUUUUUUGCGAGUAAUUGUAAGACGCCUUUGUUUAUGUGUUUUUUUUUCAACGUGCGUGUUUGUUCAAUUUCUUUUUACAUAUUUGUAUAAUUUUGCGUUUAAGUGCGUUAGAGCGAGGUGGCAAUAGGUAUCGCCAACACGGCGUAGAAAGAGAGGGCAACAAACAUUUUUAGUGCAAUGAGGCGACAUACAAAUCCAAGAGAAAAAACGAAUUAAGAAGAAGAUGAAGUAAUAUUAUAUGCAGAAUAAAAGUAAAACAAUAAAGAAAAUAAAAAUACC